AUGUAAAACACAAUGUAAGAUACACAGCUGAUCUGUUCGCGCUGCAACCUUUAAAUAUCUGAAAAUGCGUCGCAGCCUGGCGCCGAGCCAACGGGUAGGACAACGACCCGACUCCCGGAAUGAUUUUACGCCACCACUGCUCAAGAAAAACAAACGCGCUUGCCAACAGCAGCUGGAACAGGAUCGCAUACGCCAGAGCGGCUUGCGGGGUGCCACCAACACAUCGGACAUACCACUGCCCAUACGAUUCACAGCCAAUAGCGAGUAUGAAAGGGCAAUUGCCAAAGUGUUGGCCAGGAAAUUCCAAGUGCCCAUUGACAACUAUGUGCCGGAUUAUGGCGGGAAUCGUUGUCUUGGCGUGCGUCGCUGCAUAGUGAGACGGCCGCUGCACGAUCCGCUGGCCUGCAAUGCCUUAGUUCUGUACCAUGCACCCAACUACACGGAGAACGAACGGUUGUCGAUGGAUCCGACAUCAGUUAAGGUACAUGUUGUGGUGGAUCCCCUGCUGAGCAAUGUUUUGCGUCCCCAUCAGCGCGAGGGCGUCCGCUUCAUGUACGAGUGUGUGGAGGGAAAGCGAGGAAACUUCAAUGGCUGCAUAAUGGCCGAUGAAAUGGGUCUGGGCAAGACCCUGCAGUGCGUGACGCUGGUGUGGACGCUGCUGAAGCAGAGCGCCGAUUGCAAGCCCACGAUCAACAAGUGCAUAAUUGUAUCGCCCUCGUCGCUGGUUAAGAACUGGGAGAAGGAGUUCACCAAGUGGCUGCACGGCCGCAUGCACUGCCUGGCCAUGGAGGGUGGCUCCAAGGAGAACACCGUGCGAGCCCUCGAACAGUUCUCUAUGAAUGCCUCCACGCGGCUCGGAACGCCCGUGCUGCUCAUCAGCUAUGAGACCUUCAGAAUCUACGCAGAAAUCCUCUGCAAGUACGAGGUGGGCAUGGUCAUCUGCGAUGAGGGACAUCGGCUGAAGAACAGCGACAAUCUCACCUACCAGGCCCUGAUGGGCCUCAAGACAAAGCGACGCGUCCUGCUCUCUGGCACACCCAUACAGAACGAUCUCACGGAGUACUUCAGUUUGGUGAACUUUGUCAAUCCGGAGAUGCUCGGCACGGCAGCGGACUUCAAGCGCAGCUUUGAGAACUGCAUUCUGCGUGGCCAGAACGCUGACUCCACGGACAAGGAACGAGAACGAGCCUUAGCGAAAACCCAGGAGCUGAUCAAGCUGGUCGAUCAGUGCAUCAUUCGGCGCACCAAUCAAAUACUCACCAAAUAUCUGCCCGUCAAGUUUGAGAUGGUAAUCUGUGCCACGCUGACGUCCAUCCAGCUGCAGCUCUACACGAAUUUUCUCAAAUCAGAUAAAGUUCGGCGUAGCUUGGCAGAUUGCAAUGAGAAGGCUUCACUCACGGCUUUGGCAGACAUCACAACCCUAAAGAAAAUAUGCAGCCAUCCAGAUUUGAUCGCAGAAAAGAUUGCAGCAGGGGAAAAGGGCUUUGAGAACUCGCAGAAUAUACUCCACAGCAACUGCAAGCAUAAAGGUGAAAUCAACCCUGCGCUGAGUGGAAAGUUCAUGCUGCUCGACUUUAUGCUCGCCGCCAUACGUGCAAGUGGCAACGAUAAGGUCGUGCUCAUUUCAAACUAUACACAGACUCUAGAUCUGUUUGAGCAACUGGCGCGCAAGCGCAGAUAUGGAUUUGUGCGCCUAGACGGCACAAUGUCCAUAAAGAAACGCUCGAAAGUUGUGGACAGAUUCAAUGACCCGGAGUCUGACUGUUUCCUCUUCAUGCUGAGCAGCAAGGCGGGCGGCUGUGGAUUGAAUUUGAUAGGAGCCAAUCGCCUGUUCAUGUUCGAUCCGGACUGGAAUCCGGCAAACGAUGAGCAGGCCAUGGCCAGAGUGUGGCGUGAUGGCCAAAAGAAACCCUGCUACAUCUAUCGACUUGUGGCGAGCGGUUCCAUUGAGGAAAAGAUUCUGCAGCGGCAGACCCACAAGAAAUCCUUAUCCAGCACAAUCAUCGACAACAACGAGUCGUCCGAGAAGCAUUUCACGCGCGACGACCUCAAGGAUUUGUUCAGCUUUGACCCAAACAUUCUGUCCGACACGCACGACAAACUCAAAUGCAAGCGCUGUGUUGGCAAUGUACAAACUAAGUCGCCGCCGGAGGACACGGACUGCACCUCGCAUUUGUCGCAGUGGUAUCAUUGCUCCAAUAAUCGUGGGCUGCCAGACGACAUACUUGCCCAAGCCUGGACGGACAGUAAAUGCGUUUCGUUUGUUUUUCAUCAUCGCUCUCAGUCGCAGGCAGUUGCAGCGGAAACACCAGUGGAGGUUGAGGCGAAACCAGAGAGCCAACGACGAAAGCGUUCAGCGACGCCGCUGAGCGAUGACAGUGCUGAUGAGGAUUUUGUUGGUUUCUAGCGAUUGUUUCACAUUUAUUUGUAUCUCUCAAUCUGCUGCUC
Messenger RNA from Drosophila subobscura, 2448 nucleotides. RefSeq names its product DNA repair and recombination protein RAD54-like (gene okr). The coding region runs from base 65 to 2407 and encodes 780 amino acids. Gene Ontology annotation, biological process: double-strand break repair via synthesis-dependent strand annealing; reciprocal meiotic recombination. The record is from RefSeq and is a predicted model, not a curated record. The transcript is spliced from 6 exons. Lineage: Eukaryota; Metazoa; Arthropoda; Insecta; Diptera; Drosophilidae. Gene Ontology annotation, molecular function: ATP binding; DNA translocase activity; ATP-dependent chromatin remodeler activity. Gene Ontology annotation, cellular component: nucleus.